AUGAGUGACCUCAUCCCCAAAUGGAACAUCGUCCAUAAGCUGGAGAAGCGUCAGCUUCUCAUAGCAGUCAAUUGCGUUGCGGCUUUGUCCAUUCUAUUCUUCGGAUAUGACCAGGGUAUGAUGUCCGGCGUGAACAACGCCAAAGACUACAUUGACCUCAUGGGCUUUGGCUAUACUAAGGUGGAGGACGGCCAAUUGACACCUGUGGUCACCAAUUCUCUGCUGCAGGGUGGCAUUGUCUCGGUCUACUACCUGGGGACGCUCUGCGGCGGCCUGUUCGGUGGCUGGCUGGGUGAUCGUAUGGGCAGGAUCAAGAGUAUCGCAGUGGGCGCUGUCUGGGCGAUUGUGGGCGCGAGUCUGCAGUGCUCGGCUCAGAAUCACAACUGGAUGAUUUGCGCGCGCUUCAUCAACGGCAUCGGCACGGGUAUACUGAACGCCAUUGUCCCCGUCUGGGCCACCGAGACCGCGGAACACACCUCGCGCGGGCAGUUCAUUGCCAUUGAGUUUACUUUGAAUAUUUUCGGUGUGGUUCUGGCAUAUUGGUUGGAGUUCGGCCUGUCCUUUAUCGACGACGGCAAGUCAGCCUUCCGCUGGCGCUUCCCCAUCGCAUUCCAAAUCAUUAUGCUACUAGUCCUGUUCUUUGCCGUCUGGUUCUUCCCCGAGUCGCCUCGCUGGCUAGUCAAAGUCGGCCGCGAGCAAGAGGCCAAAUACAUCCUGCAGCGUCUGCGCGGAGACAGCCCUGAGGAGCGGGUGCGCGCCGAGGCCGAGUUCCAGGAUAUCCAGAACAUCGCCGAGAUGGAGAAGACGGUGGUUCACAGCAACAACUACCUGUCGAUGCUGUUUGGGUAUAAGUCUGGGGAUUUGCAUAUCGGUCGUCGUGUGCAGCUCGUGGUCUGGUUACAAAUCAUGCAGGAAUGGGUCGGCAUCGCUGGUGUCACGGUGUACGCACCGACUAUCUUUAGUAUUGCUGGCUUCGGCUCGGAGAAGAGUCAGUGGAUUAGCGGGCUGAACAAUAUCUUUUACAUGUUCGCAACUCUUGUCUGCGUCUUCACCCUGGAUCGCAUUGGCCGUCGAUGGACUCUCUAUUGGGGCUCCAUCGUCCAAGGUAUUGCCAUGUUUUUGGCUGGCGGGUUUUCCCGUUUGGCUAUCAAUGCCAAAGCGGCUGGCGACAUGGGCAAAGCAUCCUCAUUCGGUGCUGCGGCUGCUUCGAUGAUCUUCAUCUUCACCUCCACCUUCGGAGCGACUUGGCUGACCGUGCCGUGGCUCUAUCCCGCCGAAAUCUUCCCUCUGGCGGUGCGUGCUAGAGGUAAUGCCUGGGGUGUAGUUGGAUGGAGUAUCGGUAAUGGAUGGCUGACCCUCCUGUGCCCGGUUAUGUUCAGUGCCAUCGGCGAGAAGACCCUGUACAUCUUCGCUGCCAGCAACGUGAUCACCAUUCCCAUGGUAUGGGCACUGUACCCGGAGAGUAACCAGCGGACGCUGGAAGAUAUGGACUUGCUAUUUGCCGCGAAGACCCCGUGGGCUUGGGACGCUGAGAAGAAUUUCGCUCGGCUCAAGGCUGAGAACCCGAGCAUGAUCCAGACUACCAGCCGCAAGAACAGCGUAGUGGAUCCGGAGACUGGCAAAGGGGUGGCUGUGAAGGAUAUUCUCUCCGAGACGGAGGACAAUAGUGUGGCGGCAGAACAUGUGGAUCGGACUUGA
Messenger RNA from Penicillium lagena, 1698 nucleotides. RefSeq lists its product as uncharacterized. Gene Ontology annotation, biological process: carbohydrate transport; transmembrane transport. Gene Ontology annotation, cellular component: membrane. Gene Ontology annotation, molecular function: carbohydrate:proton symporter activity. The transcript has 5 exons. Lineage: Eukaryota; Fungi; Ascomycota; Eurotiomycetes; Eurotiales; Aspergillaceae. The record is from RefSeq and is a predicted model, not a curated record. Bases 1 to 1698 code for a protein of 565 amino acids.